GAAUAGUAAUGCUUGAACAACUUUCUUGUAUAAAUACGUAAGAUAUUAUCUACCCAUUAAUAAGUUCUUCUCUACAACUCUGCAAUUCUAAGAGCCUAGACGUCAGAUGCAUGAUGGCCAAAGCUAUAAUUUUAAUAGCACUUUUGCUCAUUUGUUGCUUUGAAACUGGAGCAAAAGCUGAAAACUUCAAAUAUAAAGAUCCAACGCAACGGUUAAAUGUUCGAAUCAAAGACCUGCUUGGUCGCAUGACUCUCGAGGAAAAAAUAGGUCAAAUGGUGCAAAUUGAAAGAGUUAAUGCUUCAACUGAGGUUAUGAAAAAGUAUUUCAUAGGGAGUGUAUUGAGCGGUGGAGGUAGUGUUCCAUCAAAACAAGCAUCUGCUCAGGAUUGGAUCAAUAUGGUCAACGAAAUUCAAAAAGGGGCUUUGUCAACUAGGCUUGGAAUUCCAAUGAUAUAUGGAAUUGAUGCUGUACAUGGUCACAACAAUGUCUAUAAUGCCACAAUCUUCCCUCAUAAUAUUGGACUUGGAGCAACAAGGGAUCCUCAACUUUUGAAGAGAAUUGGAGUUGCCAGUGCACGUGAAAUUAGAGCUACUGGAAUUCCUUACGCUUUUGCACCUUGUGUAGCGGUUUGUAGAGAUCCACGAUGGGGUCGAUGCUACGAAAGUUAUGGUGAAGACCCUAAAAUCGUGCAAGAGAUGACUGAAAUUAUACCCGGUUUACAAGGAGAGAUCCCACCUAAUUCUCGCAAGGGUGUUCCUUAUGUCGCUGGAAAAGAAAAUGUGGUAGCUUGUGCAAAACACUAUGUGGGCGACGGUGGAACAACUAAAGGCAUCGACGAGAACAACACAGUAAUAGAUAGGCAUGGCUUACUUAGCAUCCACAUGCCAGGUUACUAUCACUCAAUCAUUAAGGGAGUUGCAACCAUAAUGGUUUCUUAUUCAAGUUGGAAUGGUGAGAAGAUGCAUGCUAACAAAAAUCUUGUUACUGACUUUCUUAAGAACACUCUUCAUUUUCAGGGUUUCGUCAUCUCAGAUUGGGAGGCUAUUGAUAGGAUUACGGAUCCACCGCAUGCUAAUUAUACAUAUUCUAUUUUAGCAAGUAUUACUGCUGGUCUUGACAUGAUAAUGAUACCAUACAACUACCCUGAAUUCAUCGAUGGCCUUACCAAUUUGGUGAAAAGCAAUUAUAUUCCUAUUAGUCGAAUUGAUGAUGCAGUGAAGAGAAUACUACGAGUCAAAUUCGUUAUGGGUUUAUUUGAGAAUCCAAUAGCUGACCUAAGCUUGGUUAAUGAACUUGGUAAACAGGAGCAUAGAGAACUAGCUAGAGAAGCAGUAAGAAAAUCACUAGUGUUACUAAAGAAUGGAAAAUCAGCUGAUAAACCAUUGCUUCCCCUCGAAAAGAAGACACAAAAAAUACUUGUUGCUGGUAGCCAUGCAAAUAACCUUGGAUAUCAAUGUGGUGGUUGGACUAUUGAAUGGCAAGGACUUAGUGGCAACAACCUUACUAGUGGUACAACUGUGCUUGAUGCUAUAAAAGAUACCGUUGAUCCUACAACCGAAGUUAUAUUCAAUGAGAAUCCAGAUAAAAAGUCUCUCCAAUCGGACACAUUUUCUUAUGCCAUUGUUGUAGUGGGAGAACAUCCAUAUGCAGAACUCAAUGGCGAUAGCUUGAAUUUGACAAUCCCCGAUCCUGGUCCAAACACCAUCACAAAUGUUUGUGGAGUUAUAAAAUGUGCAGUUGUAAUAAUCUCAGGGCGACCGGUGGUAAUCCAACCUUACGUUGAUUCAAUAGACGCACUUGUUGCUGCUUGGCUUCCAGGAACUGAAGGCAAAGGCAUUACUGAUGUAUUAUUCGGUGACUAUGGUUUUACUGGCAAGCUUUCACAAACGUGGUUCAAGACUGUUGAUCAAUUGCCAAUGAACUUUGGAAAUCCAAACUAUGAUCCUCUUUUCCCAUUUGGGCAUGGUCUUACUACGCAACCCAUCAAAAGCUAGUUAGUUGAACCUUUUUUCUAUUUUCACGAUUUUGAACCGAUUUAGUUUUUUUAAUAUCUUACAGUUUUAUAAAUAUUCAUAGCAUUUUACUCAUUUGAUCAACGAUAAAGAGAGUAUUAUUUUUUUUCUGCGUGAAGUAUGUUAUGGUAUUAGAGUAGAGAACCUUUUUCACUCCGAUUCUCUAACUUUCUCUUGUUGAAUAUUAAUUAAAUUUGUU
Cucumis sativus (cucumber) is the source of this 2211-nucleotide messenger RNA. Its product is annotated as beta-glucosidase BoGH3B. Lineage: Eukaryota; Viridiplantae; Streptophyta; Magnoliopsida; Cucurbitales; Cucurbitaceae. The transcript has 10 exons. Gene Ontology annotation, molecular function: beta-glucosidase activity. The record is from RefSeq and is a predicted model, not a curated record. The coding region runs from base 111 to 1994 and encodes 627 amino acids. Gene Ontology annotation, biological process: glucan catabolic process.